CCGUUACCGACGCCACCGCCGUGACUGCAGUAUACGACAAUUCGAUGAACCCCCAUACAAGGUGGUUUUGUUUUGCGGACAGAAGUCCGUGCUUGACAGAUACGUCUUUCAAACGUGAAGCAGUUUUGCAAAUUUCACUCUGUAACAAGAAUCUAACAGAGCGCAAUAAACAUGUCAGAUCCGGAGCUCGAAGCGUUACGACAGCAACGACUGGCUCAAUUGCAGUCUCAAUACAAGGGUAACAAUGUCGACAAUAAGCAAGCAAUGGAAGAGAGAAUGCAACAGAUGGAAGACAUGAGGAACUCUAUAUUAACUCAGGUGUUGGAUCAAUCAGCCAGAGCAAGAUUGAAUACACUUUGCCUUGGAAAACCAGAAAAGGGAAAAAUGGUGGAAGAAAUGCUUGUAAAUAUGGCACAACGUGGUCAAAUUGCUGGGAAGCUUGGGGAAAAAGAACUGAUCAGUUUACUCGAGAGUGUGAGUCAGCAAACACAGAGGAAAACAACUGUCAAAUUUGAUAGAAGACGAGCAGCUUUGGAUUCUGACGAUGAUAUGGAGUUAUAGCAGUUGUGCAGGUUUUGUAUUUAAAAUUGCUAAAAUUUUAGCACCUUUGAUUCUAAAAGAUUGCAGAUAAUCCUUUAUUGUUAGAUUACAUACUUUUAAACUUAGUCUAUAUUUUUAUGCUUUACUCAAAUAAAAGUUAUAAAUACUGA
Odontomachus brunneus is the source of this 710-nucleotide messenger RNA. RefSeq names its product programmed cell death protein 5 (gene PDCD-5). Bases 172 to 561 code for a protein of 129 amino acids. Gene Ontology annotation, cellular component: cytosol; nucleus. Gene Ontology annotation, molecular function: DNA binding. The record is from RefSeq and is a predicted model, not a curated record. The transcript has 4 exons. Lineage: Eukaryota; Metazoa; Arthropoda; Insecta; Hymenoptera; Formicidae.